AUGGGGGUCGUCGUCCCUGCUGCAGCUGCUGAUGGCGGUAGCCGUGGCUGCACCAGGUCCGCGGCCGUCGUCACUACUGCCGCAGCGGCCGCCUUGGCCUUGCUGCAGCUGUGCAGCUGCGGCGUGGCGGCGGCGGCCGGAUCCAAAGAAGGUGGCGGCGCCAGAUACAAGGACCCGACGCGGCCGCUGAACGCGCGGAUCGACGACCUGCUGGGGCGGAUGACGCUCGCCGAGAAGAUCGGGCAGAUGUCGCAGAUCGAGCGCGAGAAGGCCACGCCCGACGUCAUCAACAAGUACUUCAUAGGGAGCGUGCUGAGCGGCGGAGGCAGCGUGCCGGCGGCGAACGCGCCGCCGGAGGCGUGGGUGAAGAUGGUGAACGACAUGCAAGGCGGCGCCCUGUCGACGCGCCUCGGGAUCCCCAUGCUCUACGGCAUCGACGCCGUCCACGGCCAUGGCAGCGUCUACAAGGCCACCAUCUUCCCCCACAACAUCGGCCUCGGAUGCACCAGGGACCCUGAGCUAGUAAAGAGGAUAGGAGCAGCAGUUGCACUAGAGGUCAGGGCCACCGGAAUCCCCUACAUCUUUGCUCCAUGCGUUGCGGUUUGCAGAGACCCUCGUUGGGGCCGGUGCUACGAGAGCUUCAGCGAGCACCCUGAGCUCGUGCAGAACAUGACCUCCAUCAUCUCGGGCUUCCAGGGUGAGAUCCCGGCGGGCGGCCGCAAGGGCGUGCCGUUCGUCGCCUCCGGCGGGCGGCGGAACGUGGCGGCGUGCGCCAAGCACUACGUCGGCGACGGCGGCACGGCCGGCGGCAUCAACGCGAACGACACGGUCGCCACCUUUCACGAGCUGCUCAGCCUUCACAUGCCGCCCUACUACAACGCUGUUAUCCGGGGGGUCGCCACGGUCAUGGUCUCCUACUCCAGUUUUAACGGGGUCAAGAUGCACGCCAACCAUUUCCUCGUCACUGACUUCCUCAAGAAACGGCUCCGGUUCAGGGGUUUUGUGAUCUCGGACUACCAAGGACUUGAUUUCAUCACGACCCCUGAACACGCUGACUACCUUCUCUCCAUCAAGCUAGGGAUCCUUGCUGGCAUUGACAUGGUCAUGAUCCCGUUCAACUACACGGAGUUCAUCGACGACCUGACACUGCUGGUGCAGAACGGCACAAUCCCAAUGAGCCGCAUCGACGACGCCGUCCGCCGGAUCCUCCGCGUCAAGUUCACCAUGGGCCUCUUCGAGAACCCCUACGCCGACACGAGCCUUGCCGGCGAGCUCGGGAAGCAGGAGCACCGUGACCUGGCGCGCGAGGCCGUGCGCAAGUCCCUUGUCCUUCUCAAGAACGGCAAGCCCGGCGACAAGCCGCUCUUGCCGCUGCCCAAGAAGGCCUACGGCGGUAGCAUCCUGGUCGCCGGAAGCCACGCCGACGACCUCGGCAGCCAGUGCGGCGGCUGGACCAUCACCUGGCAGGGCUCCACCGGUAACAACAACCUCACCGCCGGGACGACCAUCCUCGAUGGAAUCAAGCGCGCCAUCGAGCCCGCCGGCACCGACGUCGUCUACGCCGGGAACCCCGACGCCGAUUUCGUCCAGCGGAACAAGGCCCGGUUCUACUACGCCAUCGUCGUCGUCGGCGAGCCGCCGUACGCCGAGACGUUCGGCGAUAACUCGAACCUGACCAUCCCGGCGCCCGGGCCCGACGUCAUCCGGAACGUGUGCGGCAGCAUCAGGUGCGUCGUCGUCAUCGUGUCCGGGCGGCAGCUGGUGGUGGAGCCGUAUUUGGACGCCAUCGACGCUCUGGUGGCGGCGUGGCUGCCGGGGACGGAGGGGCAGGGCAUCGCCGACGUGCUGUUCGGCGACUACGGGUUCACCGGGAAGCUGUCGAGGACGUGGUUCCGGUCGGUGGAGCAGCUGCCGAUGAACGUCGGCGACGCGCACUACGAUCCCCUGUUUCCAUUUGGGUUCGGUCUCGAGACACAACCGUCGAAAUUUUAGACGGGAGUCUCCAUCUUGGGUAAUGUCCAGGUACAACCUCAACAAUUCACAGAUUGUAGAGCUACUACACCAAAGCAUGGUGCAACUUGCAAGAGUUGUGCUUAGACAGACGCGCUGCACGGCAAGCAAGUGAAGAGAGAUUGGUCCCGUCUUUGUAAAAUCAUUAAGAGGCCUAAUAAACAAUCAAAGUGAGCA
Setaria italica (foxtail millet) is the source of this 2187-nucleotide messenger RNA. RefSeq names its product beta-glucosidase BoGH3B. Gene Ontology annotation, biological process: glucan catabolic process. The record is from RefSeq and is a predicted model, not a curated record. Lineage: Eukaryota; Viridiplantae; Streptophyta; Magnoliopsida; Poales; Poaceae. Bases 1 to 1992 code for a protein of 663 amino acids. Gene Ontology annotation, molecular function: beta-glucosidase activity. The transcript is spliced from 6 exons.